Mauremys mutica (yellowpond turtle) is the source of this 3777-nucleotide messenger RNA. RefSeq names its product probable E3 ubiquitin-protein ligase HERC4. The coding region runs from base 340 to 3429 and encodes 1029 amino acids. The transcript is spliced from 24 exons. Lineage: Eukaryota; Metazoa; Chordata; Testudines; Geoemydidae. The record is from RefSeq and is a predicted model, not a curated record. Gene Ontology annotation, biological process: protein ubiquitination; ubiquitin-dependent protein catabolic process. Gene Ontology annotation, molecular function: ubiquitin protein ligase activity.
UCCUCCCUUCUCUUCACCAACAUUCACACCGAAGGCGGCAUCGGACCAGAGCUUCAGCCAUACAAGGAACUUUUUUAUGAGCUAAAAAAAUCCCUAGGCUGCCCGGUUCUGUUUUUCUUCUGCAAAUCUUUAGAGUAAAAACCCUUUUUCUCUCUCCAAUUACUGCCACAAGCAAAAGCUGAGAGACAGACGCAGCCUUUCCAACGUGGAUCCCAGUGGACUUUGUGUUUGUCAGCUGGUUUUUGCUGCAUCUGGAGCUGUUUCCACAAUACCGUGUGUCGGGGCUGGCUUUCUGUGGAGUGCUGAACGCAGCUGGAGAAUAAGAGCAAAUCUAACAAAAUGCCAAGGGGCUGCCAGACAGGCAGGCAACAGGCCGACAGCCAAACGCGUUUAUUGUCACCACCGCCUCAACCAGCAGCGGUAGCAUCCUCCUCGUUGCUGCUGUUCCCAAAACCAACCUGCCACCCCAACUUCUUCAAGAAGCACCCGCAAGAAAUCUGCCAGAUCAGCUGCAAAGAGAGCUCCCUAGCGGUCGUGGAGAAAAAUGGGAGCGUUCUCGUGUUUGGCAAAGAGGGUGAACACAGAAAACCCGAAUGCGUGAAUUCCGGAAAGGACAGGAGGGUGCAUUCCUUGGACUGUGGAGCAGCUCAUAUGCUUAUUCUCUCCUCGGAUGGAAAGCUUUCUGAGCACAGCAUUUCAGCCACAGCUAAUAAGUCGGAGAUGAGACUGCUGAAAGAAUUAAGAGACAAAUACAUUGUCCAGAUCGCAUGUGGGGACCAUCAUUCCAUGGCACUGUCUAAAGGAGGUGAGCUUUUUACCUGGGGACAGAACUCGCAUGGUCAGCUUGGAGUGGGGAACCAGACUGCCUUUACCAACAAACCACAACUGGUGCAGGAGCUCAGAGGCAUCCCGCUGGCUCAGAUUGCUGCAGGAGGAACUCACAGCCUUGUCCUGUCGCUCUCAGGAGCUGUUUACUCGUGGGGGAAGAACGAUUUUGGACAGCUGGGACUUGGAGAUAUAGAAAACAAAUAUUACCCUUCAUACAUUAGAGCCCUAGAACAUAAGAAGACUGUGUAUAUCUCGUGUGGUGCAGAGCACACUGCCGUUCUCUCACAGGAUGGGCUGGUGUGUACCUUUGGAGCUGGAGAUUAUGGGCAACUUGGUCACAACUCCACCCGGAAUGAGCUGACACCUCGUAUUGUGACUGAGCUGUUUGGAGCAAGGGUGUCUCAGAUAGCAUGCGGAAGAUGGCACACGCUUGUCUAUGUCCCCUCCUUGGGAAAAGUCUAUUCAUUUGGUUGUGGAGCAGAAGGGCAGCUGGGCAAUCGUGACACAUCUAAUCAGUUGAUACCACUGCCUGUCGAAUUACCUUCAGACUGGGUGAAUGGUGGAAAACUCAACCAGGGAAACAGUACCUCUGAAAAGGUGAUUCAAAUUAUUGCGGGAGGAAACCAAAGCAUUGUGCUUUGCUUGAAGAAAAAGAAUCCAUAUGUUACUUUGAACGGAACUGCCAUAGCAGAAGACAAGGAGGUGGAUAAAUGGAUUUCUAAUUCGGAUCCUAAACAGUGGGAGACUAUAAAGAAGACUAUUUGGCUGAUCUUUUCAUCUGAGGCUUGUGUCAAUGGAAGUUUCUUGGACAAAAGUAGAGACAAACAUUUCAGAACCUCCAAAGAAAUCUCAGGUGUGGAUAUGUCAGCAGUGCUUCUUUUUUAUGAGAAGAUGAACAAGAAACCAAAAGUUUUCCAGGAGAUGAUCUCUGCAGUUGAGAAAUUGCUGUCAUUGCUGUCUUCCUCUCCCAGCUCACCUGAAGCUCUCAGGCUCUACCUGAUCAUUCCUGUCCUUUUACGGGGGCAGGAUAACAUGUCUGACUGUCUUCUUGAUCGGCUAGCAGCAGCCAUCCUGAGUCUCCAACAAAAAGAUCUGAAAGUUCUUGAAUCCCUGUGGUCAAAUCUAGAAAUAUCCUUUUUCAAGGACCUAGUGAGCAUAUAUCAAAGGGUUUCCAGAAUCAAUUUAUGUCUUUUCAUCAUGCAAGCCAGAAACUCUGAAGAAGUUACCUGUGAACCACACUUGAAUAGGACUCUGAAAAUGCUGCAGAUUCUUUACCAGGUGAAUUCCAGUGCUGGUUUCAAAAUACAAGAAAACAACUUCUAUGUACCUGAAGUGAAAAUGAUUUGGGGACAGGAUUGGGAUUUGGAUGAAGGACCAACUUUUGAGCAGCGGAUCAAAAACGAGAUUUCAAAGCGUUUGGAAACGAGGGCUUUGUUGAAACUGACUGCAUAUCCUUGCAUCUUUGACAUGCAAGAUAAGAUUGUGGUUUAUGACAUUGACCGCCAAAUUCUGUUCGGGAUAUAUAACGAAAACUCUUUCCUGGUGCCAUGGUUUUUAGCGAUCAGAAGAGCACACCUUGUGGAUGAUGUGUGGCAGAAUUUAAGGAGCGCAGCACCUAAAACAUUUGAGAAAUUCUUGAAAGUGCACUUCGUUGGAGAACAAGGUAUUGAUGAUGGAGGGUUGUCCCAGGAGUUCUUCACUAUCAUUACAAGGGAACUGUGUUGUCCAGAAGCACAGAUAUUCAGACGUUUUGAGGACUCCAAGCUGAUUUGGUUCCCCUCCCAGGUACCAGGAAGCGAAGACACCUUUUUCCUGAUUGGCACUCUAUUUGGAAUGGCACUGUAUAACAUGAAGAUCGCUCCCUUUCAUUUCCCUCUAGCUCUGUACAAAAAGUUGCUGGAUAUUCCACCCACUCUAGAAGAUUUAAAAGAGCUGUCGCCUACAGAAGGGAGGAAUCUUCAAGAAAUCCUGGAUGAAGACUAUGAUGACAUCCUUGAGAACAUGAUGAUCGAUUUCACAAUAAUGAAGGAACAAGGAGGAUCUAUAGUUUCCAUCGAACUUAAAGAAAAUGGUGCAGACAUUCCAAUCACAAAGCAUAACAGGAAAGAAUACGUUGAUGCAUACGUGAAUUAUGUGUUCAAUGAAUCGGUAAAGAAGCCGUUUGAGGAUUUCAGGAGUGGGUUUUUAAGAGGCUGUCCAGCUAAAAAGUGGAAGCUCUUCCUUCCUAUCGAGUUCCUGACUGUUUUCCGUGGACAUACAAAAUAUGACUGGAAGCUGCUGGAAGAGAAUACAAAGUACGAAGAUUAUGAAAAGUCUGAUCAAACCAUCAAGAAUUUUUGGACUGUGUUUCAUGAACUCCCAGAAGAAAAGAAGAAGAAUUUUCUUGCUUUUCUGACAGGAACGGAUCGAAUCCCUGCCGAAGGGAUGAGACAUUUUCAAUUCACUAUUGCAGACUUUAAAAAAGAAAACCCAGACCUUUUCCAUCCUGUUGCCAAUACCUGCUAUCACGUCUUGAUGCUCCCGAGAUACAGCAAUGAAGAGAUUCUUCGGGAAAAGUUCCUGAAUGCCUUAGAGUUUUAUGAAAAAUUUAGCCUAUCAUAAAUUGGGGCCAAGAAGCAAUUUAAAAAACAUUUUUCAUGUCUUACUUGCAAUAGUCUGUAUUUUUAGCUCUUGUGGGAGAAGCCACCAAAUCCUGUCUUUUAUUUAUGCUGCACCUUAAAAACAUUCAGAUUCAUUCAUCCAUUGGGAUUGCACUUUAACAAAGGAGGUGAUUCUCAGGCCUGCAAAGUACCUAACAUUGUAGAACAGGUUUGUAAAAAGACACUGAACUAACUAACCAAAUGCAACAUUGACCAAACAAAAAUUUAUUAUUGUUAUAGGUUAAAUGACUUUUUCCCCUGCAUAAUCUCUUACAAUAGUUAUAAAGUGUGUGUGUGUGUGUGUGUGUAU